GACCCACCACUCCAGGUAGCUACGGAUGUCUGCUUGUCCCGUAGAGCAUGACAUGUCCGAGGCAGAGUUUGAGGAGGAGUUGCGGAAGGAGCGUGGCUUUGUCAUUGAGCGGAUGGCCGAGGAUGGCAACUGCCUAUUCCGGGCUGUAGCCCAUCAGGUAUGGGCCGAUCCCGAGCGGCACGAUCUUGUCCGUGAGCAGACGAUGGACUGGAUGGCGCGGAAUCGCGAGCACUUUGCACAGUUUGUGGCGGGCGACUUUGAUGCCUACAUCCGUCACAAGCGACAGCUGCGGGUGUUUGGCGACCAUGCCGAGAUCCACGCCAUGUCUGAGAUCUACAACCGGCCAGUCGAGGUGUAUGCCUACGACACGGUCCCACUCAACACCUUUCAGGGCCGCUCGACGUCGAGCACCAACCCGCCGAUCCGGCUCUCCUACCACUCACAGAACCACUACAAUUCGAUCAUCGACCCUGCUGCGCCCAACUUUUGCGUUGGUCUCGGCCUCCCCGAGCUGAGCACGCCGGGCGAGGCCGAGGCUCGGCUCGUCCGACGCGCCCAGGAAGAGUCCGAGCUGGAGGACGCUGAGGCCCAGCUGUAUUCUGCCGUCGUCAUGGACGAUGUCAUUCAAGAGUCGGAGAACAACGCCGUCGAUGACGCCCAGCUGCAGGCUGCACUUCAGGCCUCCCUGGUCGACAUGGAUGUGGCACCGGCGAGCCCGACCGUGCCCGACGACGCUUUCUUGCAGGCGGCCAUCGAGUCAUCGCUUGCAGAGUCUGCCCAGGCCGAGGACAUAGCCCUCCGCGAGGCGCUGCAGGCCUCGGUCCUCGAGUUUCUGGAUCCAUUCGGCGACGACGACAACGAUGGCCUCGGCGGUGCCUCGUCGUCUCGCGCCACAUAGCGCCCUGCGCUGCAAUCCCCCAAGAAACGAGACUACAGAGUGUUUGAUGAAUCUGCCAUGAAUCAGUCCCGCAAGAGUGCCUUGCACACUUACGAGGCCAUCGGGAUGGCCGACGGCAGCGGCGUUGCCGGCGUCGAGGCAUCCGGGCGUCUCUUCGACUUUGCCUUGUCCUUGGACUUUGCCUUUGCCUUUGCCUUUGCCUUGGACUUUGCUUUGUCCUUGGACUUUGCCUUGUCCUUGUCCUUGGAUUUUGCCUUGGCCUUGGCGGUGUGGCGGCGAGUGGCAUGGCGGCCGUCGUCGGCGAGAUUGGCUUCGUUAUCAACGACAUGAGCGCGCCCUUUGGCCGCAGCCGACUCAUUGAGAGUCGACGACGACAUGGUGGUGAGAUUGGAGAGCAUGGCCGAGCUCGAGCCCGAGGUGACGCCACUAAAGCCAAAGUCGGACGAUGACUUGGUAAGGAGCGACGGGAGCUUGGGCUGGACGUCCCAUUUGGGCAAAUCC
Thecamonas trahens ATCC 50062 is the source of this 1399-nucleotide messenger RNA. RefSeq names its product cysteine-type peptidase. Gene Ontology annotation, biological process: protein deubiquitination. The transcript has 2 exons. The coding region runs from base 26 to 898 and encodes 290 amino acids. Gene Ontology annotation, molecular function: cysteine-type deubiquitinase activity; K63-linked deubiquitinase activity. NCBI's taxonomy places the organism in Eukaryota, Apusomonadida, Apusomonadidae. The record is from RefSeq and is a predicted model, not a curated record.